This is a messenger RNA of Salmo salar (Atlantic salmon), 2436 nucleotides long. It is a transcript of the gene slc18b1, whose product is annotated as solute carrier family 18 member B1. Gene Ontology annotation, biological process: transmembrane transport. The record is from RefSeq and is a predicted model, not a curated record. Gene Ontology annotation, molecular function: transmembrane transporter activity. Lineage: Eukaryota; Metazoa; Chordata; Actinopteri; Salmoniformes; Salmonidae.
CCUUAACCGUCUCAACCAAGACGUGAGACUGUGAGAGCUUCAGCCAGUGUGUGUGUGCACUCCCUUAAAGGACGGUACUUAUCGAACAUCAGGAAGACACCCUACCCACUCAACAAGUCAGUUCACAGUCACAACUCUAGAUUUAACAGUGCAACUCUCUAAACACACGCGUUUGGGUUCAGUGCUUUUUCUACAGACAACAGCCACGCUGUUUUUGACGAGCGCCAGCGCCGAACUUUAAUUGAUGGAUUGAACCAGCCAAGUUGUGACGCAUUUGGUUUCCCUAUUUUGUUAACACGUUAUGAAGUCACAUCUAGUCGUCUAUUUGUGUAACAGGAAUUUUAGUCUAGGCAUUUGUGACUUGAAUAACAAUCCGGAUCGGGAGUAUAAUUUAAUAUGAAUGACAACAAUAUGGAUUCUGAUCAAGUUCAACAAACAGAUGGCAGCACAUCAGAAGAAUCAACAAGUGGUCCUAAUCAAAGGAUGACAAGAUAUCAGAUCCUCACUUUGAUAUCAAUGGCAUCUGUCAACUUCAGCUCAAUGAUCUGCUACUCUAUACUUGGGCCAUUCUUCCCCAACGAGGCCAUGAAAAAAGGAGCCAGUCAGACUGUCAUCGGACUUAUAUUUGGCUGCUAUGCUCUGUGCAAUCUGAUGGGCUCUUUAGUACUGGGUAAAUAUAUUGUCCAGAUCGGGGCAAAGGUCAUGCUAAUUUCAGGCUUAUUCGUAUCAUCGGGGUGCACCAUUCUCUUUGGCUUACUCGACAGAGUUCCUGAGGGAGCUACUUUUAUUACGUUGUGCUUUAUCAUAAGGUCUGUUGAUGCUCUGGGCUUCAGUGCUGCAAUGACUUCUUCUUUUGCAAUUUCAGCAAAAGUUUUCCCCAACAACAUAGCAACUGUUCUGGGUAGUUUGGAGAUCUUUACAGGGCUGGGUCUGAUACUGGGACCACCAAUAGGUGGAUGGCUGUAUCAGUCAUUUGGAUACGAAGUCCCUUUCAUGGCUCUGGGAUGCUUUCUAUUUCUUAUGGUCCCCUUCAACAUCUACAUCUUACCAAGCUUUGCUGCUGAUCCUACCAAGGACUCCUUCUUCAGGCUGUUCACACGUCUGAAGAUAGUCCUUAUUUGCUUUGCCAUAUUCACCCUGAGCUCUGGACUUGGCUUUCUGGAUGCAACCUUGUCCAUAUAUGCCAUUGAUAAGUUUGACCUCUCUCCAGGUUAUGUGGGUCUUCUCUUGCUUGGCCUGUCGUUGCCUUACUGUCUGGCCUCACCUCUGCUUGGUAUCGUUAGUGACCGGUUUCCUUCCACGAGGCCAUGGUUGAUGGUGCUAGGAGGCUUGUCUACAGCAACUGGUUUCUGGUUCUUAGGUCCUGUCCCCAUUCUGCAGAUCCAGAGUCAGCUGUGGCUGUUGGUCUUCAUGCUGGGUGUCAUAGGAUUCUCUCUAAGCAUGAUUGCCAUCCCCACCUUCCCUGAAAUACUCAACUGUGCAUAUGAAAAUGGAUUUGAGGAGGGGCUGAGCACUCUUGGACUGGUGUCUGGAUUGUUUGGAGCAGUGUGGUCCAUUGGAAUGUUUUGUGGUCCAACGCUUGGUGGCUUCACCACACAGCAGCUGAGCUUUGAGUGGGCUGCUUCUGUUCAAGGAGGCCUGGCCUUUUUAGCCGCUUUCUUUCUUGGUAUAUAUUUUCUCUGUCAAGGAGCACGAGAAAGAAGGGCUCCUCAGAUCAAGAGGAAAAUACCUUCAGAUGAACGUACCCGUCUUCUGUCCUGAUCAACAAUCAUCUACCAGGAACAUGUAGAGUGAGAGAUGGGUACCAAACAAUAAACACCACUUAUUAAAAUAUGUGUAUGUAUUGCUAGAGAUUGAGGUGGGCAUGCAUUGUAUUGCUAGAGAUUGUGAUAACACAGAACAAUGAGAAAGAUAUUUCACCAGAUGUAUAAAUGUGAAGCAUCCGGUUGGCGUUUUCACUCAUUACCAAAUAUGGUGGUGAGAGGAAGCCCAGUGGCCAGCAGUGGGAGAAGACAUUCUGCAAAUUUUCUCUUCGGUGUCACAUUUGAUCUCAAUACAGUUUUCUGUUUCCAAAACUGUUACGAACAGAGUGGACUAAGUUUUGUAGACUUUACCCUUUGCCAAAGUUUUAAAAAAUUGCAUUAUUUAGGAGUGCAAGGGCAAAUUUCAGAGUAGACAUUCCCUAACAGAAAUAUGCAAAUACAUGCUAGAACGCACCAAUAGACUCUCGCUAGCUUUUGCUUGGCUAUGCCCACCUCGUUUGUUCUGCCCACUAUGAUUAAUUUGCUUACAUUGGAAACGACAGGCUGUGGUCUAUCUUGGGUUAGUUAUAAAAUAUCUUUGGUGAUAAUGUACAGAACCCUUUACUUUUUCCACAUUUUUGUUACUUUAUAGGGUUAUUGUAAAAUGUAUUAAAUAAAAAGAUUUCCUCAUCAA